Messenger RNA from Micromonas pusilla CCMP1545, 1056 nucleotides. RefSeq lists its product as uncharacterized. Gene Ontology annotation, biological process: mitotic spindle assembly checkpoint signaling. The record is from RefSeq and is a predicted model, not a curated record. The transcript has a single exon. Lineage: Eukaryota; Viridiplantae; Chlorophyta; Mamiellophyceae; Mamiellales; Mamiellaceae. Gene Ontology annotation, cellular component: bub1-bub3 complex; kinetochore; nucleoplasm. Gene Ontology annotation, molecular function: ubiquitin binding. The coding region runs from base 1 to 1056 and encodes 351 amino acids.
AUGGCCGCCUCCGCCGGGACGAGCGGCUCCCCCCUCGGGAUGGAGCUCGCGUCCCCCCCCACGGACGGGAUCACCUCCCUAAACUUCUCCCCCGACAGCGGUCUGCUCCUCGCGACGUCGUGGGACGGCGGCGUGCGCGUGUACGACGCGGAUCCCGCGCGCGAUCGAUCCUCCCAGCGGCAGCACUUCGCCACCCCCGGCCCGGUCCUCGACGCGUGCUUCGCCGAGGCCGGCGGGACCGCGGUGAUCAGCGGCGGGAUCGCGAAGGUGGUGACCCGCCACGAUCUCAUGACCGGCGCGGAAGAAGUCCUGGGGUCCCACGACGCCGCGGUGAAGGCGGUGGCGUACGACGAUGACACCGGGCUGGGGAUCUCGGGCGGAUGGGACAAGACGCUCCGCGCGUGGGACCCGCGCCUCCCGCCGGAGCGCCGUUGCGUCGCGCGCGUGGACCUCCCGGACAAGGUCUACUCCAUGAGCAUCAACCCGCCCAGCAGCAGCGCGAACAAGAAGAUCGUCGUCGCCAUGGCGGGGCUGGGGAUCCACGUGUACACGCCGCUCGGGUUGACGCUCGGCGGCGCGCCGGAGCAGACGAGGACGUCGACGCUGUCGCAUCAGACGCGCGUCGCGCGCUGCUUCCCGGACGGGACCGGGUUCGCGGUCGGCAGCGUGGAAGGGAGGGUCGGGUGGGAGUAUUUCGAUCGAUCGGAGGAAGCGAUCGCGAGGCAGUACGCGUUCAAGUGCCACAGGAGCAAAGAGGGCGGCGUGGAGACGAUUCAUCCGGUGCACGCGAUCGCGUUUCACGAGAAGCUCGGGACGUUCGCCACGGGAGGCGGGGACGGGUUCGUGAACGUGUGGGACGGCGGGAAUAAGAAGCGUCUGUAUCAGUACCCGAGGUAUGCCACGAGCGUCGCCGCGCUGGCGUUCAACGCGGAAGGGGACGCGCUCGCGAUCGCGGCGAGUUACGUCGGGGAGGAGGGAGAUAAGCCCGCGCCGGCGGAUGCGAUUUUCGUGCGCGCCGUCGACGCCGCGGAGGUGACGCCGAAGCCGCGGAGCUGA